Molecule: messenger RNA, 1092 nt
Organism: Penicillium canescens
Lineage: Eukaryota; Fungi; Ascomycota; Eurotiomycetes; Eurotiales; Aspergillaceae
Exons: 1
Coding region: 1-1092 (363 amino acids)
Source: RefSeq, a predicted model, not a curated record
AUGAAUCGGACUCAAGUGCCCGUCUUAGAGGAGGCAUCACUCGUGUUCCCCUUGAGCUGUCUUCUGCUCUCGUUCCUUUUCACAAUUUGCUUCUACCGCGCGUCAUUCAGGAACGUACUUCGAGCCCCCACCCAAUGCGUCGCUCGCGUUUGUCAGAACUUCCUCACUACAGUGAGUGAGAAUGGUGGUCCAUUCUUAUACCAAUACGUCCUUCCUGGCACUCAGCAUCUCUCCCGCGUGGCCUUCGUGGCCGUCAUCGUGAGUCUCCGGGUCUUUUGCCGUCUCACAAGAUACAUUUUCUCUCGCUUCUAUCAUGCACUUGUACAGCACCAGAUCGAGCGCAUAGUCGAGUGCGUUGUAAUCUGUUACCAACACCUUCACGCUACCCAUCGCCACAACUUGGCGUUGGCGUUCGAUCAUCUUCGAGCUUCCUACCUAUAUACCGUUCACGUUUGGUAUGCUCCUUACCAUGUGGCAGUCGAAAGAUUUCUCCAGAUCUGCGUUCGCUGUGUCGUUCAUGGAUACCAACAACUCAAAGAAAACCUCAAUAUCAGGGAAACCCCAACGAUCCACAUCCUCGACGACGAAAGCGAUGCAGACGACGAACGAGGUCAAGAAGAUGAAUCGGUUUUCCAAAAUAUCAAUGAAGAUGAACACCUACUCUCACCUGUAGGACAACUGAUCAGCCAGAACCAUCAACGCCGCCCCCACGAGUCAUCACUGUUCGUCAACAUGAGUUCGACAGCCAGCAACGCUAGCUCGUCAGAUAGCAAUGACCUCAACACACUCCCAGACCCCCCAACUCCCAGGACCUUAGCCCGACAUAUCCAGUGGAACAUGCCCACUGUACCACAAAACCGUCGACCCCGUCUUGGCGAUUUCACUCCAGAUGGGUACACUACCCACAACAUCCAGACUUACAAUCGGAGCACACAGGCGGCGGAUAUUCCAGUCUGGGAAGUGGAGUACUAUGAGAGGAUUGAUGGAUUCGAGUCCAUGGCUGGAGUGUCCUGGAUUAAUGUGGCGAUCGACUGGUUUGCUGAGUCGGUCUUCAUUGUGGUUGCUCCUGAUAUGGUUCGGGACGAGGAGUGA